AUGAAAGUGAUGUUGUCGUGUUCGGGACGUUAUUAUGUUAUAGUCCAGAGUCAAAAGUACUUUAUAUAUAACAACAAACAAUGCACUUAUGGUGUAUACACAAAAAACAGCUUUACUUGUCUGAAUUAUUAUUCGUGUACCAACUUAUAUUACUCUACAACUCUAUCAAAGUGUAUUGAAUGUCCAAUUGAAAAACGUGUUUUUUGUUUAAGAACAGGAAAGUGUAUUAAAUGUGAAACGAAUUAUCUUUUGGAUAGUAAGAAUAACACAUGUACACUAUUUCAUAUAGACAACUGUUUGAUAUCUCAAAAUGGAAUUUGCUUGAAAUGUGAAGAAGGUAAAUUGUUAGAAAAUGGUUUGUGUGUAUCACCCAAGAACAAUUGUCAGCAAUUUGAUAUCGAUGCAAAUUGUUUGUUAUGCGACACAACAUGGAAAUUGAUAAAUGAAGGCAUUUUAUGUGAAACAGUUGAUAUUAAAAAUAAUUCAAAUUCACAAAGAAAUAUCACUUCUUGUGUUGAUGGGUACUUUGUUAAAGACAACAAAUGUGUGUCAUGUCAAGAUAAGUACAAUGGAAGUUACUUAUGUGACUCAAUACAACCACUACAAUGUAACACAACAUUAAAUUAUGUAUUGGAAGAAAAUAAAAAUUGUGAAAAAAGUUCGUGUUUUUUAAUGGAAAAUACACAGAAAGACCAAAAUGGAAAAUGUCUUUCUAAUCAACCCAAUUGUCGAAUAAUAGUAAAUAACAAGUGUGUUACUUGUGAUGAAAAUUACAUUUUAUCAAAUUCGAAGUGUCUUUCGUCCGUUGAUAAUUAUUAUGAAAUUGAUAACUCAACGUAUGGGUAUUAUCGAAAUGGUUUAGAUUGUCAGAAUCGUUUGAUAAAUUGUUUUACAUGUAAUACAGCAAAUUCUUGUUUAACAUAUUACUCAACCAACUACAUGACAGGUGACGGCUUGUGUAAACCACAAAACGAGUGA
Molecule: messenger RNA, 978 nt
Organism: Entamoeba invadens IP1
Lineage: Eukaryota; Evosea; Mastigamoebida; Endamoebidae
Exons: 3
Coding region: 1-978 (325 amino acids)
Source: RefSeq, a predicted model, not a curated record